Myodes glareolus (Bank vole) is the source of this 3050-nucleotide messenger RNA. NCBI's taxonomy places the organism in Eukaryota, Metazoa, Chordata, Mammalia, Rodentia, Cricetidae. The record is from RefSeq and is a predicted model, not a curated record.
AGCCCCAGGCUCGAGCCAGCCCAGGUAGCCGCGCCUCGGGCUCUGGGGGCGCUGUGACCCGGCUCCUGACUGCGCUUGGGACCCCCUGCCUCCCAGAGCACGGCUGUUGGAGAGUGACCCCGACUGCUGUUGAUAGUGCUUCUUCUGCUCCCCUACUAGCAGGUCUGACCAGGGGCGAGCAUAUAUCCGGACGUACUUCCUGCCUGCGUUCCUCCUGCCUACAUCCAAUCAGAAUGGAAGCCAGGGAAGGAAAUCAGCUGACUCAGGAGCCGGAGUGAGAGCGGCAGCCGUGUGUGCACCCUCCGCCCCAGCCUGCACCAUGAACUUGCCUUCACCUUCUGCGCCUUGAGAGCCAAGGGAGGGCGACCUUGCUAGAGAGAGAUGGCUUUCUUCACUCCCUGGAAGUUGUCCUCUCAGAAGCUGGGCUUCUUCCUGGUGACUUUUGGCUUUAUAUGGGGGAUGAUGCUUCUGCACUUCACCAUCCAGCAACGAACUCAGCCUGAGAGCAGCUCCAUGCUGCGGGAGCAGAUCCUGGAUCUCAGCAAAAGGUACAUUAAAGCGCUGGCCGAAGAAAACAGGAACGUGGUGGAUGGCCCGUAUGCCGGUGUCAUGACAGCUUAUGAUCUGAAGAAGACGCUGGCUGUGUUGCUGGAUAACAUCUUGCAGCGCAUUGGCAAGCUUGAGUCGAAGGUGGACAAUCUCGUCAAUGGCACAGGAGCAAAUUCCACCAACUCCACCACAGCUGUCCCCAGCUUGGUCUCACUUGACAAAAUUAAUGUGGCAGAUAUCAUUAAUGGAGUUCAAGAAAAAUGUGUAUUGCCUCCUAUGGAUGGCUAUCCCCACUGCGAGGGGAAAAUUAAGUGGAUGAAAGACAUGUGGCGCUCGGAUCCCUGCUACGCAGACUACGGAGUGGAUGGGACCUCCUGUUCCUUUUUUAUUUACCUCAGUGAGGUUGAAAAUUGGUGUCCCCGUUUACCUUGGAGAGCGAAAAAUCCCUAUGAAGAAGCCGAUCAUAACUCAUUGGCGGAAAUCCGUACGGAUUUUAACAUUCUCUAUAGCAUGAUGAAGAAGCACGAGGAGUUCCGGUGGAUGAGACUCCGGAUCCGGAGAAUGGCUGACGCGUGGAUCCAAGCUAUCAAGUCUCUGGCAGAGAAACAAAACCUUGAAAAGAGGAAACGGAAGAAAAUCCUUGUUCACCUGGGGCUUCUGACCAAGGAAUCUGGCUUCAAGAUUGCAGAGACAGCAUUCAGCGGUGGCCCUCUUGGUGAACUAGUUCAGUGGAGUGACUUAAUUACAUCUCUGUACCUACUGGGCCAUGACAUCCGGAUCUCAGCUUCUCUGGCUGAGCUCAAGGAGAUCAUGAAGAAGGUUGUUGGAAACCGGUCUGGCUGUCCCACUGUAGGAGACAGGAUCGUCGAGCUUAUUUAUAUCGAUAUUGUGGGACUUGCUCAAUUUAAGAAAACUCUAGGACCAUCCUGGGUUCAUUACCAGUGCAUGCUCCGGGUGCUCGAUUCCUUUGGGACGGAACCUGAGUUCAACCAUGCAAGCUAUGCCCAGUCGAAAGGCCACAAGACCCCCUGGGGAAAAUGGAAUCUGAACCCGCAGCAGUUUUACACCAUGUUCCCUCACACCCCAGACAACAGCUUCCUGGGCUUCGUGGUCGAGCAGCACCUGAACUCCAGUGACAUCCACCACAUUAACGAGAUCAAAAGGCAGAACCAGUCCCUGGUAUAUGGCAAAGUGGAUAGUUUCUGGAAGAAUAAGAAGAUCUACUUGGAUAUCAUUCACACGUACAUGGAAGUUCAUGCCACUGUUUACGGCUCCAGCACAAAGAACAUUCCCAGUUACGUCAAAAAUCACGGCAUUCUCAGUGGGCGUGACCUGCAGUUUCUUCUCCGGGAAACGAAGCUGUUUGUUGGGCUGGGAUUCCCCUAUGAGGGUCCAGCUCCCCUGGAGGCCAUCGCAAAUGGCUGUGCUUUCCUGAACCCCAAGUUCAACCCUCCCAAGAGCAGCAAAAACACAGACUUCUUCAUUGGCAAGCCGACCCUGAGAGAGCUGACGUCUCAGCACCCGUAUGCAGAAGUCUUCAUCGGCCGCCCACACGUCUGGACCGUGGACCUCAGCAAUCGAGAAGAAGUAGAGGAUGCUGUGAAAGCCAUCUUAAACCAGAAGGUUGCUGCUUUGCUUUCGUUUUAUCUUCUCCCUGCCUUCGUUAGACCCGUAACCUGGAACUUGGGCAGAAUGUUACAGUCUCUCGCUUUCAUAGAAGACCAAGACUUCUGCCAUGGCCAGGUGAUGUGGCCGCCCCUAAGCGCCUUGCAGGUGAAGCUGGCUGAGCCCGGGCAGUCCUGCAAGCAAGUGUGCCAGGAGAACCAGCUCAUCUGCGAGCCGUCCUUCUUCCAGCACCUCAACAAGGAAAAGGACUUGCUGAAGUAUAGGGUGACCUGCCAAAGCUCAGAAGUGUAUAAGGACAUCCUGGUGCCAUCCUUCCACCCCAAGAGCAAGCACUGUGUGUUCCAAGGGGAUCUCCUGCUCUUCAGUUGUGCCGGGGCCCACCCCACACACCAGAGGAUCUGCCCCUGCCGGGACUUCAUCAAGGGCCAAGUGGCCCUCUGCAAAGACUGCCUAUAGCAUAGCCACCCCGGGUUCAUUCAGUAUGGCAGAGGUGGCUCUGCUGGGCAGGGCCAGGGGGGCCGAAGUCAUUCAGGGACUCUGACCGGAGCCCGAACUCUUUGGUCCAGGGCUUGGAUUUGGUACUUCUCCAGCUGCCGUCAGCGCAUCCCAGGAGUUUACACCAAAACCGCAAGAGAACAGAGGUCAGACCAGGGGCCUGGCUUCUCCCUGGUGCAACGAAUGUCCUCUCUGUCCCGGAAAGUGUCCAGGCAGCUGCUCCGGGGUUAUUAUUAUUAUUAUUAUUAUUUUUUUUAAAAAAAGAAAGGCUAAAAGUCUGGAGACUCAUUCAACUGAAAGCAGAACAGGAAGAGGACUUGAGCCGAUUGGAAAGAACUUUGGGGACAUUCCUAAACCCAUUAAUUUAUUUAUUUGGGAGG